Messenger RNA from Symbiodinium sp. CCMP2592, 2928 nucleotides. The record is from the annotation of a GenBank genome assembly. Lineage: Eukaryota; Dinophyceae; Suessiales; Symbiodiniaceae.
AUGUCAGCAAGGAUCGCUUUGGCGAGCGAUAUUCACCAGCAUCAGGAUCUGCCUGCACGAAGAACGGUGUCUUCAGCCUUGUCCUUCGUCUUUGACAUCUACGAGCUUUUCGGCUUCGAGUUUACACUGGCCGUGAUCUUUCCCAAGCGGACGUGGCCGUUGCGGUACCUGACGGAGGAGCAGUAUGAGUCGUGGGCCGCCCGGGGUGUCCUCGUCGUGCCCGGCGCUGUCGACACCGCGAAGGCAAAGCGUGCGGCAGACGCCAUCUACGAGUUUGUCGGGGCGAAGCGGGAAGACCCCGACUCCUGGUACAAGAACAAGCUGGACAUCUAUACAGACACCCUACCGGAUGGAAAGCGCCCUCACCAUGGUCCUUGUGGAAUGGUCCAGAUGUAUCAUCACUCCACGCUGUGGGACUUGCGGCAGGAUCCGAGCAUUCAUGCCAUCUUCUCGGACAUCUAUGGCACGGAGCAGCUGUUUGUGACCACCGAUCGUGCCCAUUUCAAGGCGCCCGAGAGCGAGCAAUUCCCCGAGUGGUCAGAUCCUGGUGAGGUGCACAAGGGCUUACACUGGGACAUCGAGACAGGUGAAGGCCACUGGCCGGUGCCGUUUGCCGUGCAAGGCAUCGUCUACCUCGAGGACACCACCGCCGAGCUCGGUGCUCUCCGCGUGGUCCCAGGAUUCCAUCGUCGUCUGGGCACUUGGUCUCCAUCUUUUGGGCCAAGAAGUGGACGCAGCUGCCCGGAGUGCCUCCAAAAAGAGGCAGAGCCAGUAGAGGGCACUGCUGGUUCUCUCGUCUUGUGGCUCAGUGUGCUGCCGCACGGGCCGUCCCGAAAUCGUGGCCGCGUUCCGCGGGUUUCGGCAUACGUCGCUAUGCUCCCGGUGGAUGCGGCGCCCUUUCUGGGCGAGGGCCGGAGCCCUGAGCGACCGCUCAGCAUGUCGGACGCAGGUACCCUAGCCUAUGACGACGUCAGCAAGGUCUCUGUGCUUUCGCGGCUGAACGCUUCGGAGCGUCGCAGGCGCUGGGAGGAGAGGCUGCCCCUCUUGGAGGAGGACCCAAAAGAGACGCUCUGGGAACGAGCAGAGGCGCAGCUGCAAGAGGCGUUGAACAGCACCGGAAAGCCCUGGUCGCUGAAGAAGGGCGAUGGUGCAUUCUACGGGCCAAAGAUUGACAUCCAACUGCAGGAUGCCUUGGGAAGAGGGCACCAGUGUGGAACGAUCCAGCUUGACUUCCAACUGCCCAUCCGCUUCAACCUCAAGUACCAGACGGAGAAGGGAGCCGCGGAGGAGUCCGCAGAGAAGCCGAAGGUUGAGGGCGACGAGCAGGAGCCUGUGCUUCCUCCUGGCUACUCUCGGCCGGUGAUCGUCCACCGCGCGAUCCUGGGAUCUGUGGAGCGGAUGCUUGGUGUUCUGUGCGAACACUAUGAAUUCCGUUCGCUGAGAGUCCUGAUUCGUCACGGGUGUUGCCAUGGGCGGAUCUACAUAAUUUUACAUUCCCUGCGUCAUGGCUCAAGCCAUUUCAGCUCUCCAGCUAUCUUCCCACCGCUUCGUGGAAGGACAAGAUCAUCGGUCAUGGAGCAGCAGCACAUCGUGUUCUUCAACCUUCCAGCUGCCGGACACAUGAACCCGACCCUGCCGGUGGUGGCUGAGCUGCGCUCGCGAGGCGUGGCCGUGACCUACUUCGUCCCCCCACAGAUGCGUGAGGUGGUCGAGGCCGCCGGAGCUACCUGGCAACUCUUGGAGGAGCUCAAGGAGGGGAUGUCGCUGGAGGAGUAUGAGUUCCCCAUGAUGUCCAUGCCCGUGGCGGCUUCACAGCUCCCGAAGCUGAUCCCCGAGCUGAAAAGCUUCAGCCCGCCAGUCACGGCUAUCGUGCAUGACCCCUUCCUGCCACAAGCCCUGGUGGCAGCGCAGGUCCUGGGUAUUCCUGCUGUGAGCACCCUGACUAUGCCCGGCCCGGGUGUCAUCGCUCGACCGGCCAAGGUGACUGCAGAGUGGGAGUCCAACGAGAUAGUUCGCCGCGCUCGGCGCGAGAUCCUGGAGAUGUACGGUGUGGACGUCUUUCACUUCGGUGGGCUGAUGGAGUUCUACUCCCCACAACGGAGCAUCGUCACCACGAUCGACGGGCUCUUCGUGCCGCCCGCAGCGGGAGUGCAGCGUGAUCGAUUUGGAAAUUUUCCCUUUACGUGCGUCGGCCCCCUCUUGGACACCAAGGUGAAGCGCGUAUGCCAUCCCUGGGCCGAUGCGGAGGCGAAGCCGUCUAGCGGCUUGCCCUGGGAUGUCAUCGACGGUGCUCUCGCUGCGUCGAAGCGGCUUGUGCUGAUCUCGCUUGGCACUGUUGCGAACUCCCACUUUUGGGAUGAACAGUUCGGAGCACAGGGGCUCAACAACGGUCUGGAGAAUUGCACCGGUAAGGAGAUCAUCCAGCACGUCUUCCGCACAGCCUUCGAGGCGCUGAGAGACGAGGAAGACGUGUUGGUUGUUCUGGUGGUGGGCUGUCAGCCAGACGUGCUGGAGGGCCUCCCCACUCCGCCUUCCAACUUCAUUGUUCGUGAGACCGUGCCGCAGAUCGAGCUUCUCCCCAAGUGCCACGCUUUCCUCUCGCACUGCGGUGCCAACAGCAUGCACGAGGCACUUCGAUUUGGCGUCCCAUUGGUGGGCGUGCCGCUCUUCGGAGACCAGGUCCCCAACAGCCAGUCCGUCGCUCAGGCCGGAGCCGGCGUCGCGUUUGGAAGGCCCUUGGAGACCCUCAGCAGCACGGCCCUUCGCUCUUCUAUCCGACAACUGGUGGACGCCGCACCUGGCAACCCCUUCCGACAGGCAGCGCAAGGCCUCAGCAAGCGCAUGCAGUCGGCAGGGGGAGUCGUGCGAGCUGCGGAUGUGAUCCUGGAGACUGCAAUGGCGCGGCAAUCGCUGAUUGCGGGUGCCUAG